GAGCUUUCUUCAUCGCCUACUUCAUCAUUCUGAUUUUUUGUGGGGCGCCGUUGGUGUACAUGGAGCUAGCCUUUGGACAGUAUGCCAGCUUGGGGCCCAUCACAGUCUGGAAAGCAGCUCCCAUCUUUAAAGGUGUGGGCUACACCAUGGUGAUCAUCUCACUGCUGGUGUCCAUCUACUACAACAUGGUCACAGCCUGGGCGUUCCACUACCUCUUCACUUCACUCACUGCGCGCCUGCCAUGGGAAUUGUGCAACAACAGCUGGAACACCGCAAGCUGCACGAGCAACAAGUUCGCCUCGGACAACUGCUCGGGUCUGAACCAGACGGUGCUGGCGGCGCCAUCUUUCCGCAACCUGUCGUGUCACACCGUCCUCAGCAACUGCAGCGCCUACACCAGCGACCGCGUGGGCCAGUGCAUCGGACAGCUGCGGGAGGUGGUCGGGGGAGAUGCUGUCGUCAACUACCACAGGAUGGGACCAACUACACCAGUCCCAGCGAAGAGUAUUUCUAUCGGUCCGUGCUGGAUGUGUCGUCAGGCCUGGAUCGUCUCGGGGUCAUCAAGUGGCAGAUGGUCAUGUGCCUCCUGCUGUGCUGGAUCAUCGUCUUCUUCUGCCUCUUCCGGGGCAUCAAGUCAGCAGGCAAGGUGUCCUACGUGGUGGCGCUGGUGCCCUACGUGGCGGUGCUGGUGCUGUUGGUUCGCGGCGUCACAAUGGCGGGCAGCAGCAACGGCGUCAACUUCUACACCACCCCGAAGUGGGAGCAGCUGAAGCAGCCACGGAUGUGGGUGGACGCCGCGGCACAAGUCUUCUUCUCGUUGUCCAUCUGCUGGGGCGGCCUGACCACACUCAGCAGCUACAACAAGUUCCACAACAACGUGUACAGGGACGCCAUUCUGGUCUGUCUGGGCGACACGCUGAUGAGCAUCCUGUCCGGUUUUGCUGUUUUCGCCAUGAUUGGGGUCCUCAGUGACAAACUUGGUUCACCUGUCGAAGGUGUUAUUCAGUCAGACGUGGGCAUGACCUUCAUCGUGUAUCCAGCGGCUCUGCUGUCGUUCCCCGUGCCGUCGCUGUGGUCGGCGCUGUUUUUUCUGAUGCUGGUGACGAUGGGACUGGGCACCACCUUCUGUACCAUCGAAACAGUCGUCACCGCCAUUGUCGAUGAAAAUCCGGCCUUUCUCAAGAAGCGGCGCGUGUUAAUGCUGACUGCCGUCUGUGUCGUGUCCUUCCUUCUGGGCCUGCCGUGUGCUGCACAGGGAGGCUUGUACCUGCUGCAGCUGAUGGACGAGUAUUUGACAGGCUUCCCCUUGCUGAUAGCGGGACUUUGUCUCUGUCUGGGUAUUUCCGGCGUGUACGGCCUUCAGCGCUUCUGUAACGACAUCCAGCACAUGACCAAAGCCAAGGUGGGCGUGUGGUGGAAGGUCAUGUGGAUCUCUGUCACACCAGUCGUCAUCGUGUUCAUACUGAUAUCCUGUGGCAUCGGAUACCAAUCCCUGGGGAAGCAGUUUGAUGACAUCAGAUACCCGUGGUGGUCAGAGGUGUUGGGAUUCUCGCUAGUCUUCGUCUGCAUCCUCCCUAUCUUUGCCUGGCCCAUGUUUAAAGUUCUAAAAGGCAGUGGGCCAUUCUUGAAGAGAAUACAAAUGUUGUGUCGGCCGGAUCCUGCCUGGGGUCCCGCCCUGGAGAAAAACUGGAACUAUGUGGAAUACUUCCCGGCUGUUCAGACAAACCUGCUCGCAGUGGAGAUGGAGAACCCGCCUCUCAACACCAUCACAGGGCAAAAAGCAGGUGUUAAUUUUGACUGGAACCAAAGUGUGGACGAAGUUUACCCUCCCUGGCAGUUGAAAGUAGGGGCAGAUCGAGUGGAGUUUACCACAGUGGGUGUGCGGAUACCCAGUGUUUCCCAGACCAGCCUGCUACCUCUAUCCCAGCAUCACCCCGGCACUGUCCGAAUGAAAUCGGUCAAAACCCUGGACAUGCGGCAAAAAGCCAUUUUAAACCACGCCUACAGCAACCCCCAGUGUAACCUCUUUUAUGGCUCAGCGGAAAAGCUGACCCAAGGGACGCGAGUCAGUUCGUCGAGUGACGGCGCCUUGAACGACGUGGUUGUCGCCCAUCGCACGCGUCUCAAACCUGAGAUGAAGGAUGUUUGUACACAGACCGAUGUCAGCUGCUUUGAGAAACUCAAGAGACAAGUCUCUGAGCCGAUUGGUCGGGCCACAACGCCUCCGUCACCCGCCCCCUCCCUGUCGCGCUCCAUGUCCUGGAUGCAUGAAGGAGAGCCCGCAGUCAUAGAAGUGGAAGUGACCAAAUUCUAAACCUCACCAUCAUGCGGUAAUUUAACAUUCUUCUUGUAGGGAGGGGCAAAGAGGGAAAUCGGUGACUGUAUGUUGGAAAUACAUGAGUCCACACAGUCACCUUUCUUAACUCGUCUCCUCACAACCCAAACAGGCAAGGACUUGCCGGUCGUGGAGUCAGUCAAAUGCGUGCUGCUUGGUCGUGGAGGGAGCCUCAUCCAAACUCCUUUGGUCUAAGUAUAUAAAUAUAUUCUUCUUUUUUUUUUCCUUUUUUUUUUUUUUUUUUUUUUUGGAAGCCCAGUUUUAAACUGGUCGCUACCCUGGAUGUUGCCGACACGGUUGGGAACUGGGUUACCUACAGACCGACUUGAACCAAAGACCCAAGCACAAAACGUGUACUGAAGCAAACACGUGCAACAAAUGUGGCGUACUUAAAAAAAAUUAUUAACAAAAAGUUUUCGUGGAGUCGGAGAGUUGUUAUUCAGGAUCGGAUGGUUCCUUUCGAUUCCUGCACAGUUUAAAAAACAAAAAAGAAUUGAGCUGUCUGCGGCUGUUUAUUACUUGUUAUGGAUUCCUGAAAGGCCGCCCACAGCGGAAGAGGCGUUGUGCAAGCUUUGCGUGAAUGGUUAUCUACAUGUUGUGAUGUCAUCAACUUUUUAUACGGCACUUUCUGUGAUGUUUUCGCUGUGUCUUGAACACAGUCUCAGUGACCUGAACACGUGUUGGACAUGCUUCAUGCCAAAUCAGAGAGCGAGCGGCCAUCUUCUUGACGCGGGACAAAAAUGGCGGAAUCGGAGUAUGUUACCACGUCUGUGAUUCGCUAAAGUGAGUGUGUGGCGGCAUGUCACGUGCUGUGACGUAGCAAGCACGUGACAGCUCGAAUUGCUAGUGGUCUUUCUCUUGCCCUUGCAACCACCACAGCGUCCAUUGUUCGUCGCCGAGGCUGCUUGACUUCAGAAACAAAGAAACAACACUGCCAUGAAGGAUUUGUCUGUUUGAUUGUGCUGAAGUGAGCUUUUCAUAUUUAAUAUUUGAACAGAGAUGAGACAGCGGAGGACAAUGACUUAUUAUAGCUUCGCCAUUAGCAGAAGUAAGUAAAGAUUUUGCUUCAAAACAAGUUUUUCGUGAAGGUGUCAGUAUGUAGCUGAUUGAAUGAAAUUAUUAUAUGGUUUGACAAAAAAGUCUUUUAAAAGCAGCUUUUUGUUUUAAAAAUAAUUAAAAGCAAAGAAAAUAGAAUCAUCUGUAUGACAUCACUAGUAAUUUUUGCUUGUUGGUUUUCCAUAAGAAAUAACUUCUUUAUGAUUCUACAAAAUCUGUCAAUGUAUUUGUACUACUCUCAAAGUAUUUUAGGUCAGUUAGGGUAAUGUAUAUGAUUGCUGAUUAUAUUUAGUAAACAUUGUUUACUUAACUGCCAUACAUAAACUGUUCAAUGUUCACUGUUUAUAUUUAACACAAAAUGUUGACUAAACUGGUAGAAGAAAACUGUUCAAUGAUAGGUUUUGUUUUAAAAUAAACCUUAAAACGAGCAACUGUUGUACGGACGAUGGUGUUUGUGCGUGCGUGGGUAGUUUGGGGAAAAUAUAAAAAUCAAAAUCAUUUGGUCUCUUUAGCGUUAGUGUCCCUAUGCUCCUGGAGGAGUAACAAGGACUAAACUAAACUAAUUAUAUUAUCAGAAAUAUUUUAGAUAAACCAGGCCGAGCAGGUGUCGGACGAAUUAAAAGAAACAUGUAUUUCCUGUUUAAUCGUAAGAUUGGUAAAAAGUGUUUCACCUGUCGGUGAUAUCUUGAGGGUUAAGUUGUGAUGAAGGGGUGACAGAUCGGAGCAGGUAGGCAAAUGGGAGAUACUGGUUUUUGUUUCCUUAAGCUGCUGGAGGUUAGUGAAAGUCAUCUCACACCCAGGAUCCGACCUUUUUCUCAGAAUCUUUAUAAAUAAAAACCUGUUAAAUUUUGGGCUAAAAAAUAACUUCGGGUAUGAUGUGUGUUGGCGCAAUGAAUACUCGUUAUAACUCAUUAUAUUCUACUGUUUCUUCUACAUCCGAAUAUUUUCGUGUAGACGCCAUUAUCAUGUGCUGAAGUUUGCUGAAGAUCAGCAUUUAAUUUUCGGUGAGGUUGAGAACUCAUAAACGAAGGAAAAUAAAACGUAUAAAAAAUUUAAUAAAUAAAAAUUCAAGCCAAAGGAAGGAAAUGUUGUCCUUUCUUGCAUUGUGUUGUGAUAAUAUUAUUGGUGAGAACUACGCCCUUUCACUAAAUGCUUUACCUGAUACAUUUUAAUUAAUCGUAUAUAGAUGAGUCGGGAAUAAAGACAUCAUGGCCCUCGUCAUGACGAGCUCUCACACAACAUCAACUGGAAUUCUGUCCAAUAUGUGUAAGAAAUGUCUUUUAUAUUGCAAGACGCCCAUCACUAAAAAUACUACACGUGUAGAUAUUUUCGCCAAAAUGAAAUUAAAGCCAAACGUUCUAGCCCAUCUCUCUCUCUCCUGUUUCUUCUUCCUUCCCUUCCUUCUCCUUCUUCUUGUUCUUUCUUUUAUGGAAAAAGGCAAGAUAUAUUACUUUUGUAAUCUAUUUUAUACUGUGGUCUUGCGGUUAAUGCCAAACAGCUAUCCAGAAGACAUUUUGUGUUAUUUUCAUCCUUGUUUAGGUAAAUGCAUUUAUUAUCCCCGGUUUGUACAGUUUAAAAUAGAGAAAACCCGGAUGGGAUUUAGCAAUUCCUGUUCUACUACUGAAGCUCUUUUGGCAGAACUCGGAGGCCAGUUUUUCUUGACCUGUACCAAAUUGUCACCAGCGAACACAAUGACAAAGUUGACAUAAAAUAAAAAGAGAAAAUUAAAAUGCAUUUACAAUACUGUAGCUAAGGAUAUCCUUUCAUUUUCAAAACUGUAGCUCAUUUACUAUAUUUGAUUAAACGAACAUUGAGAGAAAUGUGAACUAGUCAGGUUUUUUUAACGCCAGUUGGAACUGAGGGUUGUGGUCAGUGUUUGGAGCGAGUCCAGGAUUGAUGGUAGCUAUAGCGACCCUGCUGUGUGUCUCACUAAUUAGUCAUGCCAUGUGGUACCACGUGACUAACACUUCUUUCGCAUGUCAUCUCUCUAUAGUUUAUACAACCGGAGACAGGAGCCCGAGACAGGCUUUCAUGGCAUCCCUCUCAUUAUUUCGUGCUGCGGAGUAGAUAGGACUGGGCCUAGGCUUUAUUUUUCUUUGAAUAUAGAUAGUAGCUGCAAUGAGAUAAUUGGGAGAUAAUUCUUAAUUAGCUGUACGUGGACUUAGAUGAAAAUUUGUAGCUAUUCAGUUUGAUGAAUAUUUUUUCAAAUAGAGUAUAAAACCGGUGAUAAUCACUAGGUGAUGUCAGCCAUUGGUGAUAUUGCAGCUUCAAGGCAGUGCCACGGAUAAUUUAUAAAGCUAUGGUGUGCAUAAAUAAGUGCUUAAUUAAAUUGCAGGUCUAAGAAAAUUUUUUUACCGCUGCAUACAAUGUUAAAAUUGUUGAUGCAUAACUUGUAAUUGUUAAAGCCAUUUUCUGUUGUUGUUGGUUUGAUUUUUUUUAUUAAUGUUUGUUAACUUGCUCGUUCAUUCAAAAAUGCCAUUCAUUCCUAUUCGUCUGUACAAAUUUUAUUCAUCUUCAUUAUAAAUAAUAUAGAGCUGUUGUUUGUAUCAAAAUAAAAUGAUAUUUUCCUAUGCAAGCAUAUUAUGAGUUUUGUAUAAAGAUCAGCAAGAUGUUUUGUAAAAAAAAUGUAUUUCUUAUACAUUGUUUUAAGGUGAUACAAGUUUAGUUGUGCAGAACGUGGCCAUUGCUUCAUACUUACAGAUGUAAGCCAUUGAAUGCUGUACAUAUCACGAGACCAAACAAUUAAACAGGUAACUGAUUUAAUAGUGGUCAUAUGGUUUUGCUAUGAUAUUGUUCUGGUAAAAAUGAACUUAGUCGUUUUAAGUGUGUGUUUGUUAUUUCGGUUCAUGCUGUGAAAAUUUUUAUAAUACUGUACUGGUGUCUGUUUGAAUGUUAAUGCAUAAUAUUAGAUACUUAACAACGACUAUGACAAUGUUUUUCUGGAAAGUUUUGUGAACAAUGCCGUUCGUGUAUUCACCAAAUGGAGUGCUUGAUAUGUAUAUUUCUCGAUAGUUGUACACGUGUAACUUGAGGUAGAGGCCACUGCCUAUAAUACACACACACACACAAACACAUAUGUGUAUGGUAACAAGACUGGCCAUAUUUUUAAAUCGCAAUACCUCAUUUUGUUUAGGAUACAUAUUGUUUGUAAUUAAUUCUUCUGUAUAUUUGUCUCGGAUACAUAUUGUUUGUAAUUAAUUUGUAUAUUUGUCCAGAAGUCUAAUUUGUUUUCUGGGCUUUUUUUUUUUACAAAAUGUGAACAUGAAAUGAUGUGCAUUAUGUUACUACUAGCCAACCGCCUUGUACAUACGCUGCCGAUACAAAUUAUUUGGAAGAACCACACACGUGUCAAAACUGUUUCCUUGCUUCAUUUUUCAUGAAUUAUACCAUGUUGUCAGAAGUGAUUAGACAAUGCUACUUGUUGGUCAAGCUGUGAACUCUGAUGUGUUGUUUCCUAGGCCAGUUCUGCUGCGCUUAUACCUAACCCUCCAUCUUCAUUUGAUGCACGUGCCAUUAUCCGGUCUCAAUAUAGCAUUACGCGGUGCGCAGGUCCAACGCCUUGCUUACUUCUACUGCUUGCCAAUCUACUUGGUGUGACUAGUGUAGACUUUGUCCACGACAAUAAACAGAAGGAAAUCA
Molecule: messenger RNA, 7030 nt
Organism: Pomacea canaliculata
Lineage: Eukaryota; Metazoa; Mollusca; Gastropoda; Architaenioglossa; Ampullariidae
Product: sodium-dependent proline transporter-like
Exons: 14
Coding region: 242-2314 (690 amino acids)
Biological process (GO): sodium ion transmembrane transport
Cellular component (GO): membrane
Source: RefSeq, a predicted model, not a curated record